This is a messenger RNA of Phyllostomus discolor (pale spear-nosed bat), 1649 nucleotides long. It is a transcript of the gene FYRD1, whose product is annotated as transforming growth factor beta regulator 1. Lineage: Eukaryota; Metazoa; Chordata; Mammalia; Chiroptera; Phyllostomidae. Gene Ontology annotation, biological process: regulation of cell cycle. The transcript has 10 exons. The record is from RefSeq and is a predicted model, not a curated record. The coding region runs from base 213 to 1448 and encodes 411 amino acids. Gene Ontology annotation, cellular component: nucleus.
GUUACUUCCGAGGCAGACGCAGAAGUACCGGAGUCCGGGGUUUGACUGCGAGGACUCCGUGCCAGCCGCUCUCCUUGGUAGCGUUCUUGGAGAGGUCGGUCCUUCAGGGCCCGGUUCCGCCAGCGCAGACCGGACGGGACCGAUGUCCCGCCGCCCCUCGGCCAGGCGCUGAUGCCCGCUGUGCCCGGGAGGCCCCGCAGCGGGCCCGGGUCAUGAGCCUGCUGGGCGGCCUCACCCCUUCUCCGCGGGCCGCGUCGCAGGCCGCCAAGGCCAGGAUGAAAAAGCUCCCGAAGCGGAGCCAGAACGAGAAGUACCGGCUGAAGUACCUGCGGCUGCGCAAAGCCGCCAAAGCCACGGUGUUUGAAAAUGCUGCUAUUUGUGAUGAAAUUGCUCGUCUUGAGGAAAAAUUUCUUAAAGCAAAAGAAGAAAGACGGUACUUGCUAAAGAAGCUUCUCCAGCUUCAGGCUCUAACUGAAGGGGAAAUACAGCCUGCAGCUCCUCCCCACAGCUCCAAUUUGCCCCUGGCUUAUGGUGUGGCCAGCUCUGUGGGAACUCUACAGGGAGCUGGACCCAUUUCUGGGCCCAGCACUGGGGCUGAGGAGCCAUUUGGGAAGAAAUCCAAGAAGGAGAAAAAAGAAAAAGGCAAAGAGAACAACAAACUGGAAGUUCUGAAGAAAACAUCCAAGAAAAAGAAAAUGGAGGGAGGUGCUCGCAAGCUGGUUCAGCCCAUUGCCCUGGAUCCCUCAGGACGGCCUGUGUUCCCCAUCGGACUGGGGGGUCUAACAGUAUAUAGCCUGGGGGAGAUCAUCACCGACCGACCUGGCUUCCAUGAUGAGAGCGCCAUCUACCCUGUGGGCUACUGCAGUACUCGAAUCUAUGCCAGCAUGAAACGCCCAGACCAGAAGUGUCUGUAUACCUGUCAGAUCAAGGAUGGUGGUGUGCAACCUCAGUUUGAAAUUGUUCCUGAAGACGACCCCCAGAACGCCAUCGUCGGUUCUUCUGCAGAGGCCUGUCAUGCAGAACUGCUCACGGCCGUAAGUGCUACUGCGGGGAAACCAGUGUCUAAUGUGCUUCCAUCUGGAGCAGACUUUUUUGGGUUUUCUCACCCAACCAUCCACAACCUGAUCCAGAGUUGCCCCGGAGCUCGAAAAUGUGUCAAUUACCAGUGGGUGAAAUUUGAUGUGUGCAAACCUGGAGAUGGGCAGCCACCCGAAGGCCUGCUGGAGAGUGAGGCAGCUAUAAGCUUUGAAGCCUUUCAGAGACAGACCUUUGAUGAAGAUCAUACUGAUCCCAUGCUACAAGGACCGCUGGACCUCCCGGAGCUUCAGCCUGCAGCCUUUGUGUCAUCUUACCAACCCAUGUUCCUGGCACACGAGCCCUUGGUUGACAAUCACCUAGAGCACUUGAAGUCUCCAGCGCAGUGUAGCCCAACGCAGUCUCUAGACUGAACGAGAAGGGGUCAGAUACCACAGCAUUUUCACAAUGACAAUUUUUUUAACUUAAUCUAAAACUUAGAAUAUAUAGAAGAAAGCAGCAGUUCAGAAGAAAUUAACACGUUUUGUUGUGGAGCUUCCCAUGGUGGCAGUUUUCCCUGAGAAAAACUUCACCUACUUUAUUUUUAGUAAUAAAUUUCUCUUGACAAUUCUGCU